AUGGGAGGCUGUAUGGGAACAUCGAGAGAUCCGAGUGUUCGAGUCAGUUCCAGCGAUCAAUUUGGUAGUACUCCGGGAGGUAUUUGCGUAAAAUUUUCUUCUGGCCACAUUUUGCUGUGGCAUGUUCUACGGCUUAAGGUCUAGUACCAGUCGAAUCAAAGUGGUUUCAUAGUGUCAACUGACGCUUACUGUUUGUUUUUUCUAGUUACUUUGGGUCGAAAUCAGCCGUUGAAGAAGGAACGUCCGCCAUGGACUUCGGAAAUGCCGCUCACAGAGGGCCAACUCAGGUCCAAAAGGGAUGAGUUUUGGGAAACUGCGCCAGCUUUUGAAGGGCGGAAAGAGAUUUGGGAUGCGUUGAGAGCGGCAGCCGAAACAGAUGACCACACUUGGGCACAAGCAAUCGUUGAUGGUGCAAACAUAACACUUCCCACUGGUAAGUUAAAGUUUAUGCUCGAAUUUACGCUUUGCUGAAUCAUGUCUAUUUCAAGUUCCGUUGAACGAAGCGUAUUGAAGGAACCUCACGCAAAUAUAUUUUCAUCUCUGUGGCUUCUCUAGACUUAACAGGGAUUUAGAUGUCAAUAUUAUAACGACUAUUAAAUGCUUUUAAAUGUGGAUCCUUUGUUAAGUGCGUCGUUAGGUGUCUGUGAUGCUGUACCGCAAGUUUCGAUCGCUAACGACUUCUAAGUUUACAGAGCAAUAUAAGUUGUCACGUCUUAGAAAAAUGAGAUAUGUAUGUUUAAUCACUGUCCGCACAACAGAGCUAAAUGGCCCCUUUAGUUGUCGAAUUUCAUUAAUUUUUAUUUCUUCAUGUCUCAGUAAUGAAAAUAGUGGGUAAAAAAUAAUAGCGCAUUUUUCAUUGUCACAAAGAUGUGAUAAGCUUAUAGUCGGUGUAGCUGAAAAGCGAUCUCCACUUUCGACCAUUCACAAUCAAGUGCAGUUUUACAAGAUCGCAGAGUGCUGAUGUUUGUGGUUUUUACUUUUUACACUAUUAAACUGACAAUUUUUACGACGAUUGCUACAGAUAAUUUGGCAUGUAUUUUGAAAAGAACGUAAGAAUUUGUUUAAUUCUUCCAGUGGUGAUAAGUGACUCACUUUUGUGACUCACCUAUUCAAUUCCAUUGCCCCUAAAGAAUAACAGUUGAAUUUCCAUGUGCUCUACAAGUACCUCUUAAAAGAGAGCACUUGCAAUAAGCAGCCCCCUCUCUAAUAAGCCCCCCCCCCCCCACCCACCCCUGCAGAAGUUAAUGGUGAGAGGGAUAAAUAUGCAGAUCGAGUAAACUGAAUUGAGGGUUGUUAGAAGAAUAACAAGAAGAUUUAUUCUUAAAUGAAUGUAGCCUUUGCAACAGUAUAUCUCUACAACAACUCAUAACUCUGGACUCGAUGUAAACAGCAGAAACUGCCUCUUCCAAACUAAACACAACCUCCGUCUCACUUUAUUAAACAUGGCCUCUGCCAAACUCCCUUUGCUUUUUAAAAUGAGUUAAUCUUUAUGCUGUUAUUUGUUUGCUUGUUUACUUUCGAAGUCAAAUUCUAGAACCUUCGAAAUUUUUUUUGUAUUUUACUAUUACAUUUUUUACAAACACUUACAUGAGUUUUUAAAAUAAACAAACCGAGAAUACAAUGUAAUCGAGAAACUCCUAGCAUUAUGUCUCACUAGUCACUAUAAAAUUUAAAAAAAGAUGAGGCAAGGGAGCACAAGGAAGCCAAUAAGGCUUGUGUAUACGACUACCUUUAAAAAUUGUAUUAUCUAAUUAAUUAAUAAAAUACUGACAUCGGCAAGACAAUUUACCACUGAGCAUGUACAAAUUCUCUAGAACAGAAACUAAUCAUUAAAUGGGAUAAGAAUAGAUAAGGCUGAAUGUGUACGUGAAAAAAUGAAAAAGAAGAGAUGAGAAAAAAAAUAAUGCAAGAAUAUGUGUCGCAGAUUUACUGUAAUAUUAUUUAACCUUUGUUAGUAACGUCUGCAAAGCAGUGCCGACAAUAUCCUUGUUCUGGGCCACCUAUGGACUCAACAAUUUACCAGAAGAGCAUUUCAAAUUUCCUAUCAUCUUGAUUAGCAAAUGCACAGCUUCCAGGUUCAGUUGUAGGCACCUGUGCACACAUCUUUGGAGGUCUGAUGAUGUGUGUGUUGUAAAUUUAAGUCACACUUGGUUUAGUUGACUUGUUCACCUAGGAAAUGUACGUCUUUGUGGUUAAUAUGCUCACACUGUGGGUCGCUUCCUCCAUUGACUAUAAUGUUCUGCAAUAAUUUUGAUAAAUGGAACAGUAGAGCUGAAAUUAAUAUUUCUGGAAUUGCAUAUGUGUUAGAAGUCAUUCUGAUGGACGGCUGCUUCAGUUAGAUAUCUGCAGGAAAAACAAUGGUUUAUAGCCUUUCCCUUUUGAAUAAUAGAUGGGAGAGGAAGUUGGCUGUAUCUAAAUUUAAAAUUUAAACCUUUUUUGAAGGGGUUUGGGGGGUGGGGUGGUCCAGUUAGCAGUGCUCUACUGUAUACCAUGUACUCUACUAAAAUUUAUUUAUCUGUCAGGAUCCUUACAAGAUGCUUAUGAUGAACUGGGCAACAGAUAUGUACUUCCAGUCUACUGCAUCAGCAGGCCAACUAAUCUAAUUAAGGAUGAGGAUGUUAGUGGGGAGACGAGCAAAGAGGACGAUGAUGAAAACGAAACUCCACCAACUGGAGAUGAACUGUACAUUAAACUUCGAUUGUCUUCUGGAAAGGACCUGAAAAUGACUGUUUACACUUCUGAUACUGUCCUUAAAAUUAAAAAGAAGCUUCACAAGCUGGAAGGGUUUGAGCCUUCAAAGCAAAGAUGGUUUUAUGCUGGACGAAUGUUAACUGACAAGACAACAAUAGGAGAAGCUAAAAUUCCCAAAGGCUAUGUUGUGCAAGUCAUUUUGCCUCAGCCAACACCAGUUGAAAACUAGCAGUGAGACUAUAAUGUAUUAUCAGAGGACUGGAUUCAUUGAUUGUUUUGUUAUGGAAAUAUGAAGGAUUAAUAACAUUUAUGUUAUAAUUUUAAAGCAUUAUUAUUUCACGGAGAAUUUUCAGGUAAAAAACAAUGAUCUUGCAUUUUUUUAAUUUAAUGGUUGAUACAGUUCCUAUUUAA
Porites evermanni is the source of this 3102-nucleotide messenger RNA. NCBI's taxonomy places the organism in Eukaryota, Metazoa, Cnidaria, Anthozoa, Scleractinia, Poritidae. The record is from the annotation of a GenBank genome assembly.